Molecule: messenger RNA, 333 nt
Organism: Gregarina niphandrodes
Lineage: Eukaryota; Apicomplexa; Conoidasida; Eugregarinorida; Gregarinidae
Product: cyclin-dependent kinase regulatory subunit
Exons: 2
Coding region: 1-333 (110 amino acids)
Biological process (GO): regulation of mitotic cell cycle
Cellular component (GO): cyclin-dependent protein kinase holoenzyme complex; SCF ubiquitin ligase complex
Molecular function (GO): ubiquitin binding; protein kinase binding; cyclin-dependent protein serine/threonine kinase activator activity
Source: RefSeq, a predicted model, not a curated record
AUGGUUCACUACCCAGACGAGCCCGUUUAUUCAGACAAGUACGAAGAUGAUUGUUUUGAGUAUCGGCAUGUUCUUCUCACUAAACUUAUGACGCAAGAGGUGAAAUCACUCUUGCAGAAACGGCCAAAGGAGCUGUUGUACGAAUCUGAUUGGCGGAACCUGGGUGUUCAGCAGAGUCGAGGCUGGCAGCAUUACCUGCUGCACAAGCCUGAGCCCCACGUGCUCUUAUUCCGACGGCCACUGGGCACUGAUCCGCAGACCGGGAAACCACCUAAACACUGGAAACCGCCUUCUGACGGACGGGCGUCGGUGCCAGUUACCGCAGAAAGAUGA